AUGGAUGGGGCAUCCUCAUCUGGUCCGAGGCCUUAUAUACGUCUUACAUCGCAAUUGAAGAAUGCCACACGUUCUGCCGGAGGAGAAGUUCGAUUCAGAUGUGAGGCUAUUGGUACACCACCCCUUUCGUUCACAUGGCUGAAGAACCAUGCACCGAUUGAGAAGUCGCGACGAGUGAAAGUACGGAAUCGUGAGAACUCGUCCAGGCUGGUAAUCACUGAACUCGAUGUGCUCGACUCAGGCUACUAUCAGUGUAUUGCUUCCAAUUCGGCCGCUUCUGUCAAUACAACCAGCGUUCUUCGGGUCAGUCCCUAA
Molecule: messenger RNA, 315 nt
Organism: Haemonchus placei
Lineage: Eukaryota; Metazoa; Nematoda; Chromadorea; Rhabditida; Trichostrongylidae
Source: the annotation of a GenBank genome assembly